CUCUGACUCUCUUUCUUCCCAAAAGAAAGGAAAAGAAAAGGUUAAACUCUGGAGAUUUUAAUCCAUUGUUAAACUUCGCUGUUAUAAGAAUUUGAUUUUUAAGCUGGACUUAGAGGCAAAAAAUGGCGAAUUUCGCCAUUAAACCUCAUAAAGCUAACAACUUUAAAACCCAGAAGUUCAGAAAUGAUUUUCAAACACCAAAUCUUGUGCAUCACCCACAUAAUUUAUUACACCUAUUUCCCACAAAAACCCAUUUGAAAUUAAGAUUGUUUUCUAAUUUUGAACAAAGGGAAAAUGUUUUUUUGGGCAAAAAAUUAGGCAGUACAAUCACUAGAUUGAGAGUUGAAGAUGAUGUAGACCAAUCAUUACCUUUGGUUGCAGCUUCUAAGGAUGAAUUUGAUCAUGAGAGAGAGGAGGGUUUUGAGUGGAAAUGGCCUCCUUGGAAGAAUUUGCCUAAAAGAUACAAGCUUAUUGGUACCACUUCUUUGGCUUUUGUCAUUUGUAACAUGGAUAAGGUGAACUUGAGUGUUGCUAUAAUUCCAAUGUCGCACCAGUUUGGGUGGAAUGCAUCAGUUGCUGGAUUGGUACAAUCAUCUUUCUUUUGGGGUUACGCGUUAAGUCAGUUGCCUGGUGGAUGGCUUUCGAAAAUAUUUGGGGGCAGGCAAGUUCUAGCGCUAGGAGUCUUGGCUUGGUCAUUGGCUACUGCAUUUGUUCCGGUUCUAGCUGGAUAUAUGCCAGGAUUAAUUUUCUCUAGAAUCCUGGUUGGAAUUGGCGAAGGGGUUUCACCAUCAGCCGCGACAGAUCUUAUUGCCAGAACCAUACCUUUGGAGGAGCGCUCACGGGCAGUUGCAUUUGUUUUUGGUGGGUUAAGUGUUGGAAGUGUAGCCGGGCUUUUAUUGGCUCCUCCAAUCAUUCAGAAUUUUGGCUGGGAAUCCGUAUUUUACUUAUUCGGCCUUCUGGGAGUAGUAUGGUUUUUGGGCUUUCAGUAUAUUGAAGACGGAGAGGCUAAGUCAGCUGCUUCAAGCAUGCCUAGUGUAGAAUCUGUAUCCAAUAAAAAAGUGUCGUUUAAUUCCUUGGAGGAGCUAAAAUCUUCCUUGAAGGAUGUUCCAUGGAAGGCAUUUUUCCGAAGUCCAGCUGUCUGGGCAAUGAUAUAUGCACAUUUUUGUGGAAGUUGGGGGCAUUAUACUUGUCUAUCUUGGCUGCCGACUUACUUUAGUGAGGAGUUGGAUCUUAAUUUGACAGAAGCCGCAGGGGUUGCUGUACUUCCUCCCUUGGCUUCUGUUAUUACUACCAACUUUGCCGCGCAAUUUGCUGAUUAUUUGAUUGCUCGAGGAAUCGAUACAACUACAGUGAGAAAGAUUUGCCAAACCAUAGCUUUUGUAUCCCCGGCUUUUUGCAUGACUCUUUCCUCAAUAGAUUUAGGGUUGCCGCCUUGGGAAGUUGUGGGGUUACUAACUAGUGGUUUAGCACUCUCAAGUUUUGCUUUAUCAGGGCUUUAUUGUACACAUCAAGAUAUAUCACGUGAAUAUGCAAGUAUACUUUUGGGUAUAACCAAUACUGUUGGGGCAGUACCAGGCAUUGUUGGUAUAGCUCUCACAGGUUUUCUGCUUGAUUCAACCCAUUCGUGGAGUAUAUCACUGUUCGCACCCUCAAUCUUCUUUUAUUUGACUGGUACCGUAGUUUGGUUAGCAUUUGCAAGCAGCAAACCUCAAAGCUUUUCCGAGUUAGAGUAGACUGCAUCGGAUUGGAAUUGAUGCGUCUUUUUGCACUUAUAGAUUGUAAAUGACCUUUUGUCAAUCUACCAAAUACUGCCCCUCUUUUGUAUAUUCAUCAUAUAGAAGAUAUAUAUUAUCAUGUAAUAUUUCACACAGCUAAUAAUGCUGUUGGUACUUAAUCUAUUGGGCUUGAGGUUGAUAUAUGUAUCUAGAUAUUUUGAAUUAGCUAUGUAUUGAACCUCAUUGAAUCAUGAAUAAAAUACAAAUGAUGCAUUGGUUAUA
Molecule: messenger RNA, 1997 nt
Organism: Beta vulgaris subsp. vulgaris (sugar beet)
Lineage: Eukaryota; Viridiplantae; Streptophyta; Magnoliopsida; Caryophyllales; Amaranthaceae
Product: probable anion transporter 6, chloroplastic
Exons: 15
Coding region: 123-1733 (536 amino acids)
Biological process (GO): transmembrane transport
Molecular function (GO): transmembrane transporter activity
Source: RefSeq, a predicted model, not a curated record